This is a messenger RNA of Manis pentadactyla (Chinese pangolin), 1009 nucleotides long. RefSeq names its product transcription initiation factor TFIID subunit 4-like. The record is from RefSeq and is a predicted model, not a curated record. The coding region runs from base 385 to 633 and encodes 82 amino acids. Lineage: Eukaryota; Metazoa; Chordata; Mammalia; Pholidota; Manidae. The transcript is spliced from 2 exons.
CUGACAUCGCUCCAUAAAUAUUGAAGCCCAGAUCUGUUUUGAAACAGGCAGAGAACUUUAGAGUGCCGUAGAGACCGUUCAGUACACAGCCAGAGAUGCAGAACGCGCCUGGCCUUGAACCACACUGUCCAGAUCUCAGUGGCUGGUGGUCAUUGGGCUUCUGGAGGGCAAGGAACUUUCGGACCACUCCCUGAGGACCCAGGGCGCCCCCAGAGCCAGGGCAUUGGAACCCGGAACAGAGGGCCGGGAAGCAGAGACGUGCAGGCUUCCAGCGGCGGCAGCGGCGCCCCGAGUCCUUCGCCCUCGGGUCCGCCUCGAGGGCCGGUCGAGCCCGUCCCGGAGCCCCGCCCGAGCCGCGGCGCGCAGGACGCGGGGCCGAGGCGCAUGGGUGCUGGCAGCCCGGCCCCGGCUUCCUCGGCCGUCGGCCCCGCGCCCGCCGCCCCCGCAACGCCGCCAGUUCGCCCCGCGCCCGCCGACGUGCGCCUGAGGAGCUUCCCCCGCUCCGCGCUCGGGCCCGGCCGGGCAUGGCCGCGCCGAGAGCGUCGGCUCGCGUCUGGGGGUGGCUGCUGCUCGGCGGCUGCGUCCUCGCCGGAGCCCAAAUUCUGGGAAUGCAGUGUUGGAGACACCAGGUGAAUUCAUGAAGCCCCAAUCCUAUAUAAAGAAGAAUAUAUGAAAAGCCACUUUAUUUUGACCAUGCGAGAUCUGAAGCAGAGGAACUGGCUGAGCCCACCCAUCCUUCUGACCUACACAACUAUGAAAUAAUCAAUUUGUGUUAUUUGAAAUCGCUAAAUUUGUGGUGACUUGUUAUAGCAGCAAUGGAAAACUAAUACAUUCUAUUUGUUAUAAUAUUUUUUCCCUUUCCAGGAUGAUAACCUGCCCAUUUUCAAGUGGGAACAGCAUAAAUGAUUUAUGUUUCUCUGCUUUGCCUAGAUUUCUGAAUUCAGUUAUUCAAUUGAAAGCCUUUUAGGCAUGUUGUGAAAAGCUGGAUUUUACUUUAUAAACAGAGACU